AUGCCUGAAUUGUUUCUCCAAGGCGCCUGCCGUUCAGCAGUCUGGAUCUUUGGCAAGGGGCAGAGAGAUGUCGAAGCCAUGCCAUUGGGGUCUGGGUUGUGCAUAAUCCUUCGGCAAGAGCACGGCCACCCCUGCAUGCGUGCCCUUCUUGUUCUUUCUCGGGCCUUGCCGUUCGGCAAGGCUAGUGUAGCGGUUGUUGUGGUUCUUUGUGCGAAUGGGUUGAGGCACCAGUCAAUCCGAGCUGGGCCAUUUUGGAAGGAGACUUCAGCGUCGAUAAGAACAGACACAAAAUCUAUAAAUUCACUAAACAAGUAA
Molecule: messenger RNA, 315 nt
Organism: Prunus armeniaca (apricot)
Lineage: Eukaryota; Viridiplantae; Streptophyta; Magnoliopsida; Rosales; Rosaceae
Source: the annotation of a GenBank genome assembly